UUUCAACCUCAGGGGAUUUUAGCCGUGAAACUUGCUAGAACCACUUGACAGUGGACUCGGCAAAUGAUGAUGGCCGCCGUGAUGGACCUGGUGGCCGUACUGACUCCCUCCGUGCCCGAUUGACGUGUCCGGGACACACACACACACACACUCACUCACACGCAACCGCUGGAAAUGGUCCCGGCCGGGAAAUUGGCAAAUGAGCUCGAUGGCCAGGCUGGCAAAAGAGACUCACAUGAGCACACCACCAUGCACAAGAGUGGACAAGUCAUCAAAGCCAUGUCAGGCAUGCCGUUGGGCCAAUCACCACGUCCAACAACCAGCAAAAUCAAAAACAUAUUACCUGAUAUUAUUAUGUGCGACAGAAAAGCGUCAAGCAAAGAAUAUGGGUUGGGUCUGAUUGGAUCUGCUGCUAAUGGUACAACUUCUCUCGCUUCUCUUCUCCUUCAGCCAACUACAUGCAGCGAACUAGCCCGAGCUAUCUGGUAUAUUCGUGGUAUAGUACAAUGUAGAUGAGUAGCAGAGCA
This is a messenger RNA of Cladophialophora immunda, 527 nucleotides long. RefSeq lists its product as uncharacterized. Bases 175 to 516 code for a protein of 113 amino acids. Lineage: Eukaryota; Fungi; Ascomycota; Eurotiomycetes; Chaetothyriales; Herpotrichiellaceae. The record is from RefSeq and is a predicted model, not a curated record. The transcript has a single exon.